AUGUCAUCACCAGCAAUCAUCUUUGAAUCACCGUACCCUCAACCGUUCCUCCCGAACACCAGCGUGUUCCACUACCUCUUUCCCGAUGUUGUUGGCGGUUCUCCCCUCGCCCCACUCGACCCAUCCCUCCCAGCUUACAUCGACGGGUUGGACGGGCGCGUCCUGACCCGCGCAGACGUGGUGGACGGCGCACUGCGUUUCGCAACCGGCGUGCGUUCUCUCGGCGUGGGACGCGGUGACAUUGCCCUCUUGUGGGGCCUCAACUCGCUCGAGUGGGCGCGCGCAAUGUAUGGCUCUUUCGCCGCGGGCUUGACAGUGUCCCCAGCGAAUGCAGGCUACUCGGCCGGCGAAAUCGCACACCAGAUCAACGACUCGGGCGCCUCGAUCCUCUUCCUCUGCCCCACCCUCCUUCCAGUGCUGGAGAAGGCACGGCCGCUCCUCAAGCGCGCGUUUCCAGCCGACCGCGUCGUUCUCCUCGCCCGCGAGACCUCGGGCACUCACCAUACCGUUGCCGAUCUCAUCGCCUCAGAGCCUGGAGAGGCGGAGCGGUUCGACGGCGUGCAAGCGCACAACACGGCCAUCAUGUGUUACUCGUCCGGCACAACUGGUCUUGCAAAGGGCGUCGAGACAACGCACCACAACCUCACGUCCGAGCUGCAGGCGCUCAACGCUGGUUCGCGCCAGCUCAUCAGCGGCGAAGACGUAAUCCUCGGCGUCCUCCCCUUCUCGCACAUCUACGGGCUUGGGAUGAACUUUCUCCAGCCCGCAGCUAAAGGAUGUCCCGUCGUCGUCCUCCCGCGCUUCAACGAGAUUCCUGCCCUCGAAGCGAUCCAGAAAUAUCGCAUUACCCAUGCGCUCAUCGUCCCCCCCAUUGUGGUUACGCUCCUCAACUCGAAGAAUGUACCCAACUACGACCUGACCUCACUCAAGACAGUUGUGAGCGGUGCCGCCCCGCUCGGAGGAGAGAUCGCCGACGCGUUCGCCAAGCUCAUUCCCGGCGUAAUCAUGCUCCAGGCGUACGGCAACACCGAAACCUCGCCCGUUGUUAUGACGGCUCACGCCCAUGAGUUCGCCGAGACGCCAGGCAGCGUCGCGACGUGCGGUAAGCUCCUCCCGACGUACCAGGCUCGCGUUGUUUCGGAAUCCGGGGCGGAUGUGGGUAUCAACGAGCGGGGCGAGCUCUGGGUUCGCGGUCCCACAAUCAUGAAGGGAUACCUGAACAAUCCCGAGGCAACAGCCAAGGCCAUUGUCCACGGAGGAUGGUACCGUACCGGCGACGUGGUUGUCGUCAACCAAGGGGGAUGGUACGAGGUCGUGGACCGGGUCAAGGAACUCAUCAAGUACAAGGGAUUCCAGGUUCCUCCGGCCGAGCUCGAGGCCCUCCUCCUCCAGCAUCCCGAGGUUGUCGAUGUCGGCGUGAUUGGGAUCUACGACAAGUCUCAAGCUACCGAGCUGCCGCGCGCCUAUCUCGUUACGAGGGACAAGUUGGACGCGAGGCGUGAGGCCGCGCUUGGCAAGCACGUGGCCGAGUGGGUUGCGGGCCGGGUUGCAAACCACAAGAAGCUCCGUGGUGGGGUACGGAUCAUCGAGGCUAUUCCCAAGAGUGCGUCGGGCAAGAUCCUGCGUAAGGAGCUCAGGGUGCUUGCCGAGGCUGAGCCCAAGGUCGAGGGGCGGUCGCGGUUGUAG
This is a messenger RNA of Cutaneotrichosporon cavernicola, 1686 nucleotides long. RefSeq lists its product as uncharacterized. Gene Ontology annotation, biological process: secondary metabolic process. The record is from RefSeq and is a predicted model, not a curated record. Gene Ontology annotation, molecular function: CoA-ligase activity. The transcript has 2 exons. Lineage: Eukaryota; Fungi; Basidiomycota; Tremellomycetes; Trichosporonales; Trichosporonaceae. Bases 1 to 1686 code for a protein of 561 amino acids.